UGAAUAUCCACCUUGUCCUUGCUAUUCUACGUGAUAUUAUUUCAAGAACAGAACUGCGCUUAUCCCGCGGAGCCAGUGGUGGUUGCCCGCCGUGGUUGUCGCUUGCCCGAGUUGUCAGCCCCUUUCCCUGCGAAGAACGCGGCAGUCAGUUACCCGGCUGGCUCUUCGCUUGACACGACAAGCAACAGGGCGGAGGGUGUUAUUUGCUCCAGAAGCUAGACGGAGACAAGACCCCGCGAUUGCGAUGCGCGCCGGCUUCCGCGCGUCGCACCCUUUCCCUCCGGCAGCAGAGAUGUUGGCGCUCCUUCUGGUCGCGCGGCGGAUCCUAGCAAAGGAAGCAUGUCAGCCGGAAGCCUGGGCCCCCCGUAGCCUACUGGUGCGCCGUGCCGCAUGAACAAGCGACAAAAGUGCACAAGUGUGCAGCGGGUUUUUUCGAAACUCACCCGCGGAAAGCUGCUCCCGUUAGCAAUCGCGGCGGAGAACGAGAAGCAGGGGGCGCAGCGGCCUAUUCUUGCUGUCUCGACUGUGACGCGCUGGCCUCCAGCGGUGCCCCACCCUGGCCCCGCGCCGCGCGCGCGCUUGCUUCCGUACCGGGUGGACCGCCCGGGCGGCGGGCCUCUUCGCCAGUGCCGCGCGCCGGCCGCGUGCGCCACUUAAAUGCGC
Messenger RNA from Amoebophrya sp. A120, 663 nucleotides. The record is from the annotation of a GenBank genome assembly. NCBI's taxonomy places the organism in Eukaryota, Dinophyceae, Syndiniales, Amoebophryaceae.